This is a messenger RNA of Cavenderia fasciculata, 624 nucleotides long. RefSeq lists its product as uncharacterized. Bases 1 to 624 code for a protein of 207 amino acids. The record is from RefSeq and is a predicted model, not a curated record. Lineage: Eukaryota; Evosea; Eumycetozoa; Acytosteliales; Cavenderiaceae. The transcript has 2 exons.
AUGGAAUCUCAAACAGGAACUCAAUUAGGUAAUACUCCUUCUACCACUACUGCUACUGCUGCACCACCAACAACAACACCAGCAGUUGUAGAGUCGACAUCGACAGGAGAACCAGCUAAAUUAAGUGUUGGUCAAAAGAAGAGACUUAAAGAAAAGGCUAAAAAAGAAGCUGCUAGAUUAGCAAAGGAGAAUGAAGCUGCCACCCCUGUAGCCGAUGUAAAGGAAGAUGAAGAAUCUAAACAUCAAAGAAAGAUGGAUUGGGCACUCUAUCAAUUGGAAUUGGGUCAACAAAGAAAGGGUGCUACUAGAGAUCAAUUGGAAGAAUCAAGACAAGUUGUUCGUAAAUUACUCUCACCAAAGAGUACAUUGGUUCAAAAGGAACACUUGAUGCACGUUGUAUUUGGUGGAAAGAUUGAAAAGUAUAUGAAAGAGAUGCCAAUACCAAAGGAAUAUUUGGCAAAGAAACAAAAGGAAAAGGAUGCUCUUGCUGCCGUUACAGCUGCUACUGCCGCUGCCUCAAUAUCCCCAUCAACAUCAUCAACCCCAUCAUCAACCACAUCUGCUGACGGAACCACCACUACUACUGGUACCGUUUCCGAUGAACCUACUGUUGAAUCAAAUUAA